GCUACCUUCAACUGGCGAAGCUGGGCGCGACAGUAACAAAGAGAAGUUGUGUGGUCAGAGACCUGGUUGACAAUCACAUAACAAGAAAAAGGGAAUUUUCAUGCAGGCUUCAUCAGACAUAGCCCACACCUCUGCGCAUAGUAUCAUCCCCAUCCGCAUGACAAAAUAUUUCUCUCUACGCGUUGUAUGUCGGUCGCGACUGCGGCGCAUGAAAGUGAAAUAAGAGCAGGCCCCAACCGUCAAUCGCCAACCGUCAACUUAAUUGGAAGUCGACAUGGCCUACGACGGUUCCACUGACAGAGGCUUCGCCUUCGGUGAAAGAGGGGGUGCUGCUGGCGGUGGAUAUGAUGGUCCUCCCCCGCCGAGAGCCAGAGGCAGACGACCGGUUACCGAUUAUGGAGCUACCAUCGUCCACUGGAUGCGGCACCGACAGCCGCGAUAUAAAGGAGCUUUUCUCGGGGAGACCGAGAGACCGAGCAUCAGCUACAUUGUUGAUAUGUUACCUCCCUACGCCAGGGUGACAAGCCCGGCCGACUCGGUGCCCUCCCGCCACUUGCACUCAUCACUUAACAAAAUCAAGCAUCCUAUUAACGUCGUACGAUGGACGCCCGAAGGCCGCAGGCUGUUGACAGCUUCGAGCAGUGGAGAGUUUACCCUCUGGAACGGUACCGGCUUCAACUUCGAGACCAUCAUGCAGGCGCACGACUCUGCCAUCCGUGCUUUAGCAUACUCGCACAGCGACGACUGGUUGGUGUCUGCUGACCACGACGGCAUCAUCAAGUAUUGGCAGCCAAACUUUAACAACGUCGAGAGCAUCCGUGGCCACCAGGACCCAAUUAGGGACCUAGCAUUUAGCCCCACCGACGCCAAAUUCAUCACAGCAUCAGACGACUCGACACUAAGAAUAUUCGACUUUGCUGCUGGCGCUGCCGAGUCAACGCUGACCGGCCAUGGCUGGGACGCAAAGAGCUGCGAUUGGCAUCCGACAAAGGGGCUCGUCGUCUCGGGGUCGAAAGAUCAUCUGGUCAAGCUCUGGGACCCUAGGACAGGGCGCUGUUUGACGACCCUCCAUGGCCACAAGAACACCAUCACCAAAACACUAUUUGAGCGGGUACGGGGCCAGUGCUUGGCAACCUCUGCUCGCGAUCAGACAGCUAGGGUAUUUGAUCUCCGCAUGAUGCGCGACAUUUGCCUGCUGAGAGGUCACGAGAAAGACAUAUCGACAAUAGCCUGGCAUCCGGUCCAUUCUAACCUCCUUAGUACCGGUGGCUCUGAGGGCUCGCUCUUUCACUACCUCCUGGAUGAGCCUAAUACCCCGCCAGGACACACCACAUCCGUCGCCCCUUACGACACGGCCGAUCCGGCCUCACCCCCCGCCCAAACCAUCUACCCAGCACAUAAAGUGCCCUAUGCCCACGAUUUUGCCAUAUGGUCCCUCGACUGGCAUCCUCUGGGUCAUAUUCUCGCAUCCGGGUCCAACGACCGUAUCACGCGCUUCUGGGCGCGCGCCAGGCCGGGUGAGGCGGAUUCGUUCAAUGACCGCUAUCACAUCGGCGAAGCCGCGGCUGAAGCCCAGGGCACCUGGGACCGGCGCGGCCAUCGGCACAUGCGGCAGGCCGAGGAGGAGCAGGAGGCCGAAGACGAGAUGGACGGCCUGGUAGACCAGAAGAUGCCCAUCCGGCAGCCGCAAUCCGGAUUUCCGGGCAUCCCCGGCCUACCUCUUCAACAGCCCGGCGGUCUUCCCGGUCUUAUUCCGCCACCUCCGCCCGUAAUUCCAGGCGUUGGAGCUGGCACCGCUGCCCCGCCCCCCCUGCCUUUCCCCCUGCCCAGCCUGCCCGGUGUAGACCCCAAGAAUCCGCCGGACUAUGCGGCCAUCGCCGAAAUGAUGAAGAAGCAUGGCAUUCCGCCUCCACCGCCUCCACCAGGGAUGUUGCCUCCUGGGUUGAUUCCCCCGCCCAACCCCAACCUUCCCUUGCCACCCGGAUUCCCACCGCCACCGCCGCACAUGAUUGCUGCCGUCGCGGCAGCCGCCGGGAAAGGGCCCGCGGACAAUGGCGCCGAUCAACACGAUGCCGGAGGUAGGAGGCGCGCCCCGCUGCCCAGCCAGGAGGAGAGCUUGCGCAUGGAGCAGAGUAAGGGGAAUUAUACCCGCAUAAGAUAACAUAUAGUUGGAAUCUAGAAAGGCAGCGGCUUACCUUGGAGUCGAGGACCACGGUAUUCAAAUGUGGAGGGUUGGCCGGUUGGUCGGGGCAAGAAGAGAUGGAUGAGGGAAGAUGACGGGUUCUGGCGGAGAAUAGUGUACAGUAACAUUCGGCAAGAUCUAAGUCAUGCAGGGGAUACUUUGGAAAGGAAAAACGGCGUGCAAAAAUGCGAAAAGGCAUUCCGACUGGACGCCGGAUCUGAGGCUUGUCCAACACCGACCGCAGAUCAGCCUGUCGGUGUGGGAAAGAAUAAUGCCAGCCAGGGGUAACCUGACCAUAGACACGGCGGAUAUGCAAUUGCAGGCUGGUUCUAGGCAAUGUAGUGCCUUGUACAUUUAUCUGGUGCUAUGCUACAUGAAUCUGCUAUACAAGAUAUGGU
Messenger RNA from Canariomyces notabilis, 2580 nucleotides. Its product is annotated as WD40 repeat-like protein. Gene Ontology annotation, molecular function: protein binding. Gene Ontology annotation, cellular component: mRNA cleavage and polyadenylation specificity factor complex. The record is from RefSeq and is a predicted model, not a curated record. The transcript has 3 exons. The coding region runs from base 275 to 2161 and encodes 628 amino acids. NCBI's taxonomy places the organism in Eukaryota, Fungi, Ascomycota, Sordariomycetes, Sordariales, Chaetomiaceae.